Nicotiana tabacum (common tobacco) is the source of this 1104-nucleotide messenger RNA. RefSeq names its product short chain aldehyde dehydrogenase 1. Lineage: Eukaryota; Viridiplantae; Streptophyta; Magnoliopsida; Solanales; Solanaceae. The record is from RefSeq and is a predicted model, not a curated record.
AAAACUCUAUCCAAUGUCUAAACUCUCUUAUAAAUAAAGCCUCUAAUUAAAGCCUUUUUGUAUAUGAAGAAGACAGAGGUCUCAAAAGCUUGACAAAAAUGGCCAGCUAUUCUCUUCCAUCACCAAUAGCCAAAAGGCUAGAAGGUAAAGUAGCACUAAUAACUGGUGGAGCUAGCGGCAUAGGAGCAGCCACAGCUAGGCUUUUUGUUCAACAUGGUGCAAAGGUUACAAUUGCAGACAUUCAAGACAACCUUGGAACUUCUUUAGUACAAGAAAUUGGCAACGAACAUACAAUCUUUGUCCAUUGCAAUGUUGCUGUUGAAUCAGACGUUCAAAAUGUUGUAGAUGCAACAAUUGCCAAAUUUGGUAAGCUGGACAUAAUGUUCAGUAACGCUGGUAUAGGAGGUAAGUCAAUUUCCAGCAUCUUAGAUGUCGAUUACGACAUAAUUAAGACAGUGUUCGAUGUAAACAUUGUUGGCGCCUUCUUUUGCGCUAAGCAUGCUGCUAGAGUAAUGAUUCCAUUCAAGAAAGGUUCCAUUAUCUUCACAGCAAGUGCUGCGACAGUGGUCUCUGGUAUUGUCCCGCACGCAUAUUCUGCAUCAAAAGGUGCAGUUUUGGGAUUUUCCAAGAACAUUGGGGUCGAAUUAGGGAAGUACGGAAUAAAAGUUAACUGUGUUUCUCCUCAUUACAUUAGCACACCACUUGUAUUGAAUGCGCUUGGAAUAGCUGAGAGAGAGAUAGCGGAAAAAUGGUUUGCAGCAGGAGGAAAUUUGAAAGGAGCUUUACUAGAUGAAGAGGAGGUCGCAAAGGCAGUGCUAUACUUAGCAAGUGAUGAUUCUAAAUAUGUGAGUGGUAUGAAUCUGGUUAUUGAUGGUGGUUUUAGUACCACAAAUGUGGCUUUAACAGAGGCCUACAACAAAUUGUUCUCAUCCGAAAAUACCCAUCAGUGUUGAUUUUUUCAAAAUGAGUGGGAAUGAAUAAAGAGGGACUAACUUCAAAUGAUUGAUAUCAGAUCCCUCAACUGAAAACUUUCCAAUGUGCAAAUUAUACAAAGUAAGGAAUAAGAAGGCCAAUGAUAUCUAUAGUAGUUUUUAUUUCGGACAA